AUGAAAAAUUGGCAUCAAUUUGGCGGUGUCCAAGGAGCCAAUCUGAGAACGUUCGGCGCGAAAAAUGGUCGGCCCGACGCAGCUCUUGCGUCAAUUGGAUCUUGUAGGCGUGUACAUUCAAAUCCUUGUGGAGAAUGCGUAGCAAACUGGUUCUCGAAAUGCCCAAUUCUUGGGAUCGACGUGUUCUUGAUUGUUCCGGAUCGUCUCUCACACUCUCCUUCACAACAGCAAUAUUUUCUGGUGUGCGAACGCUCCUUGGCCGGCCAGAGCCUGGCAGAUUUGCCACAGAACCUGUUGCCUCGAAUUUACGCAGCAGACCACCGAUGGUUGUUUCGUUUGGGCGGUUGUUGCGACCGAAAUGUUCACGAAGCGCGCGAAACGUGUUUUUUAUUUUUGCACCAUUUUUGUAGUGCUCUUGAAUAACUUUAAUGCGGUCUUCAAUCGAAUACGACUCCAUAGCGAUCAAUGAUAAACAUUCAACUAACAAAAUGACAUGUCGGUGACAGAAAACAAAGAUGGCGUCUAUGUCAAAUUGACGUUUACUUUCCUGCGUCCCUAUUUGACAACCCUUAUUUGCAGUAUUUUGAAUCCUUUCCCAAAGUUUAUUGGAGUCGACUAUCUGAAUCUCGUAUACUUUUGUCUUUAAUGCUCCUCAUAUAAGAAAAUAGCAAGAUCCGGGUAACGAGGUGGCCAUUGAGUAGGAGCCUCUCGACCUCCACCAAUCAAUGUAACAAUUUGUCGUCCAGAUCACUUUCAUGGACCUUGGUGACUCAUCCUGGAAAACGCUGGAACGUUUCUCGACGCGUCGAUAGAGCAAUAAGAAGCUGA
This is a messenger RNA of Acanthoscelides obtectus, 828 nucleotides long. NCBI's taxonomy places the organism in Eukaryota, Metazoa, Arthropoda, Insecta, Coleoptera, Chrysomelidae. The record is from the annotation of a GenBank genome assembly.